Penicillium hordei is the source of this 4185-nucleotide messenger RNA. RefSeq lists its product as uncharacterized. Gene Ontology annotation, biological process: transmembrane transport. Gene Ontology annotation, molecular function: ATP hydrolysis activity; ABC-type transporter activity; ATP binding. Lineage: Eukaryota; Fungi; Ascomycota; Eurotiomycetes; Eurotiales; Aspergillaceae. The transcript is spliced from 3 exons. The record is from RefSeq and is a predicted model, not a curated record. Gene Ontology annotation, cellular component: membrane. The coding region runs from base 1 to 4185 and encodes 1394 amino acids.
AUGUCGGAGAACAUAGAAUCACCUGAGGAGAAGAUACAAAACGGGGACCUUCCUGUCUAUCGCCUUCAUGGACGCAGUCUCGGCAUCGUAUUCUCGAGUGUGACCGCUCUUGGAGCAGAAAAUGGCUCGCAGACAGUGUACGAUCUUCAGAAGAUUCUCACUGACAUCGUCAUGUGGCCCUUCAAGACCGUUCGUCAAUUAACCCAGGGUGGGACUCAGAUGUCUUCUAACAUUGUGGAAGAUGUCAGCGGGGUUAUCUUUCCUGGCGAACUGAUGCUGGUACUUGGACGCCCUGGGGCCGGUUGUUCAACAGUUUUACGCCUGCUUGCCAACCACCGACAAACCUACCAAGACGUGCAUGGUUGCAUCCAGUACGGCGGCCUCUCGUCCGAUGAGAUGGAAAAGCGCUAUCACUCCGAAGUCCUGUACUGCGCAGAGGAUGACGUUCAUUUUGCGAAUCUAUCCGUCAAAGACACCAUGGAUUUCGCGAUGCGUGUGCGCAAACCCUCCGAGAACCCUGAGCCCGUUACCCAAUUCUCCGAACGAAUGUCGGAUAGUAUACUGGCGUCGCUUGGGCUAUCACACACAAAGGAUACAAUUGUUGGAGAUGCUUUCAUUCGUGGCGUCUCGGGUGGGGAGAAAAGACGAAUCUCGUUGGCAGAAGUGCUCGCUGUCAACCCAGCCCUGGCAUCCUGGGAUAAUCCAAUCCGAGGUCUGGACAGUUCCUCCGCACUGAGCUUCCUUGAACUCUUGAGAGCCACAUCUCGACAGACAGGGAUGGCUAGCGCGGUGACAAUCUACCAAGCGUCAGAAGCUAUGUAUGAAUUCUUUGAUCGUGUCAUGCUCAUGUACGAAGGAAAGAUGAUAUUCUGUGGUCCCGCCGCUCAAGCGAAAGAAUAUUUCCUCGCGCUUGGCUUCUCCUGCCCUGGGAGACAAACCACUGCGGAUUUUCUCACCUCAGUCACGUCUCCCAGCGAACGUACUUUCCAAGAUACCUAUACCGGUCCGCGCUAUGAGACAGCGGAGGCACUGUCCCGGGCAUUCCGUAAUAGCAAAGAGUACCAGCAUUUACAACAGGAGAUGAAACGGUACUCGGAGCAAAUUGUCUCAGACCAAAGUCUCACCGCCGCCUUUGAAGGAGAUGUCCAAAAAACGCGCCCCAAGUUCGUUUCCAAAUCUUCAAGUGAGAUAUCAUCUAUCUGGACACAAUCCAUGGCUGCUUUGCGCCGCCAGUAUCAGUUGAUCUGGAGAGACUGGUUGACACUUCUCACAAUCCUCGUUCUCACUGCAGUCAACGCGGUAAUCGUUUCGUCUGCAUACUAUAUGGCACCCAAGACCGCAACAGGCUCCUUUGAGAGGAGUGGUGCUCUGUUCUUUGCGCUUGUUUAUUUUACCCUCAAUGCGUUGACUGAGGUUCCAAAAACCAUUCAGAACCGGGCUAUUCUGCUCAAACAACACCACAUGGGAUAUCUGCAUCCAGUCUCCUUUGUGAUUGCCUUGGCCCUAGCGGAAAUCCCCGUUACCGCUCUACAGUCAAUCGUGUUCUCUUGUUGUUACUAUUUCACCAUUGGAUUAGAGAAAACGGCAGGGAGUUUUUGGAUUUUUACUCUAAUCGUGUUUGUCCACUUCACGAGCAUAUCGACUCUGUUCCGUAUGCUUGGUGCCUGGUCCCCCAACCUCAACAUUGGGUUAUUGAUGGCCGGGUGUGCGAUGCCAGUGGUCUGUCUCUAUACCGGAUAUGCACCCCCAGUACCAAGUAUGCACCGUUGGGGAUCAUGGAUCCGACGCAUUUCGCCUACCCCAUUUGGUAUGGAAGCUUUGAUGAGUAAUGAAUAUUCCCAUAUCACACUUCAUUGCUCCCCCGAUCAAUUGAUUCCCCAUGGAGCCGGAUACAAUGAUAUUCAGAAUCAGGGUUGCCCUAUGGCCGGGGCGCACAUGGGAUCGGCAGAAGUCUCUGGUCAGAUCUAUCUGAUCAAUGAGUACGGAUUCCAUGCUGGGAACAUGUGGCGUGACUUUGGAAUCAUGCUUGUCAUAUGGUUUAUAUACUUCCUGUUGACGGCAGUAGGCCUCAGCGUCAUGACCCGUGAAUCCGGUGCGUCGAGUGGACGGAUAUUCAAACGAGGUGCCAAAAAUUCUACUGGAGCACAUGACCUGAGAAUAAAGGAUCUUGAAACUCAAGCUGAGGUGGGAAUACAAACAACAGCAAAUUCUUCAACUAGCACCCUCACUCAACAGGUCGCCGAUGGACAAAACGAUAUAACUGCUGCUGAGCCCGGCUCAGGUGAAGGGAUGUUUGUUUUCCAAGACGUUAACUAUUUUGUCAACGUCAAUGGCCAGGAACGCCAGCUACUGAAAGAUGUCACAGGUUAUGUCAGACCGGGGCAAUUGACUGCACUUAUGGGUGCCUCCGGCGCUGGAAAGUCCACUCUACUAGAAACGAUAUCUGGUCGAAAGAGUGAAGGUCGAACCGAAGGUAAUCUGCUAUUUGACAGCCGGUACCUUGACAAUAGUUUCUCUCGGGCUUGUGGUUUCUGUAUGCAACAGGAUGUUCAUGAACCCUUGGCUACUGUGCGUGAAGCGUUGAGCUUCUCUGCCUUCAUGCGCCAAACCGCGAAUGUUACGUCCGAGAAGAAGCUUGAAGAUGUCGACGAAAUUCUGGAGCUUCUCGAGCUUGAUCCUAUUGCUGACGCUCUUGUCGGUUCUCUCGGAGUUGAAGAGCGAAAGCGAGUGACCAUCGGAGUCGAAUUGUGUGCUCGACCUUCGGCCCUUCUGUUCCUGGAUGAGCCCACGUCAGGCCUGGAUAGCCAAGCUGCCCACUCAAUCAUCACAUUCCUGCGCAAAAUUGCCGGACAGGGCGUUCCCAUCGUUUGUACAAUUCAUCAGCCGUCAAGCGUUAUCUUUGAGAUGUUUGACCACACUCUGAUCCUAGCCCCUGGCGGCCAGACCGUGUACUUUGGAGAGACAAGAGAGCGACUGAAUGAGUACUUCACACGAAAUGGUGCUGCGAUGAGUCCAUCCGCCAACCCAGCCGAGUUUGUCAUUACAACCGUUGCUGCCAGCAGUCAAGACCCCAACGGGGCAGACUGGGCACAAUUAUGGCGCAAAUCUACCGAGUCUCACGAAUUGUAUAAUCUUGUUUCACGCAUCAUUGAGAAUGUUGCAGUACCAUCCUCUUCAGACAAUCAAGGGCAGCUCGCUCAAUCGAAAGGUUCCAAAGAAUUUGCAUUGCCGCUAUUCAACCAGGUUAUCCAUGUGACCAAACGCCAUUGGAUCUCCAUUUGGCGUAACGGAUCAUACAAUUUCAGCAAGCUCUGUAAACAAAUUUUCUUCCAACUUAUCGUUGCGUUCACCUUUUUCAAGGUGGGCCAAGAUGUCAACGGCCUCCAGAAUCAUGCGCUUGCCUUCCUUAUUGCCUGUUGGGUAAUUCCUGCGCUUGCUGCCGACCUACAGGAUAUCUGGUUCCAAAAAUGGGCCAUAUUUGAGGCGCGGGAGCGGAACGGCAUAUAUGACUACAAAGCUUUGUUGAUUGCACUCAUUGCGGUCGAGACCCCAUGGCAAAUCCUGAGCUUCACCUUGAUCUUCUUUUGCAAUUACUGGACAGUCGGGUAUACCAAUACCGCAACCAUUGGUGGCUUUGUUUACUUCAUGACACUCCUGCUGUCUGUAUUUGGCACUGGAUUCUGCUUCCUUAUGGCAGCUCUUUUCCCCAAUGCCACAAUGGCGGGAUAUGCAACUUCACUGUUUUGGGUGGUACUGAUGAUGUUUAAUGCCAUUGUCACUCCACAAAGUGCGUUGAAUAGCUUCUAUCGCCCUUGGAUAAACUGGGCUGAUCCUAUGCGAUACUACUUUGGGGCCACCAUCUCAUCGGUACUGCAUAAAGUAGAAGCUGUGUGCAAAAAAACAGAUCUCGCCAUCUUCGAUCCACCGUCUGGCCAGACUUGUGGUGAAUAUAUGCAUAACUACAUUUUGUCUAACCCGGGGUAUUUGGAAGACCCUACUGCGACGUCAUUGUGUGAGUAUUGCCCCUAUUCGAAUGGGGACAAUUACGCCCAAACCAUGGCUUUCUACUACGAAGGUAGGUGGAGAGAUUGGGCCGUCUUCCUGGGCUUCUGCCUGACGAAUUUUGCUCUCAUCUUCUUCGUUUCUUGGGUCACCCGAGUACAAAUCCGGCGAUGGCGAAAGUAG